UCGAUUUUAUUUUUUCGGGUCCGGUCUAUGGGUUUUGAGAGGGUCUUCGUGGUUCUGUUCUACGCCUGACGCCUGUGAAUAUAUUAUAAUUAUAUUGUAUUGCAUUGAUGCACUGAAUCUUAAGAUCUGCAUACGCAUUAUUUGUGUUAUUGUGUUAUUAGCUAAAGUUUUCUAAAAUAUUUUAUUUUAAUUUAAUUUCAUUAAAUCAGCAGAACCCAUUGGCGGCUUGUUCAUAAACAGAGAUUAGUUUUCAUAGCAUUGUGUCAGAAGAGGAGAGCUUCAUUCCAAAAUGGGUUCUCUGUUUCGCAGCGAGGAAAUGACGCUUUGUCAGUUGUUUCUGCAAAGUGAGGCAGCCUAUGCCUGUGUCUCAGAAUUGGGUGAAUUGGGAUUAGUUCAAUUUAGAGAUCUAAAUCCUGAUGUUAAUGCUUUCCAACGUAAGUUUGUCAAUGAGGUGAGAAGAUGUGAUGAAAUGGAACGUAAGCUAAGAUAUCUCGAAAAGGAAAUAAAAAAGGAUGGCAUCCCCAUGUUAGACACAGGUGAAAGCCCUGAAGCUCCUCAGCCAAGAGAAAUGAUUGACCUGGAAGCCACUUUUGAGAAAUUGGAGAAUGAGUUGCGUGAAGUCAACCAGAAUGCAGAAGCCUUAAAACGUAAUUUUUUGGAAUUGACAGAAUUGAAACAUAUUCUGCGUAAAACCCAAGUUUUCUUUGACGAGGCGGUACCCACAAUAUCAUAUAAUACAACAUCCUAUAAAUCACGACGUUACCGACAGAUGGCCGAUAAUCAGAACGAAGAUGAACAAGCUCAGUUAUUGGGCGAGGAUGCCGGUGUUCGUGCCAGCCAACCAGGACAAAAUUUAAAAUUGGGCUUUGUUGCCGGUGUUAUUUCGCGUGAGAAAUUACCAGCAUUUGAACGUAUGUUGUGGCGCGCCUGUCGUGGCAAUGUUUUCUUGCGUCAAGCCAUGAUUGAGACGCCUUUGGAAGAUCCCUCAAAUGGUGACCAGGUGUAUAAGUCGGUGUUCAUCAUCUUCUUCCAAGGUGAUCAAUUGAAGACACGCGUUAAGAAGAUCUGUGAAGGUUUCCGUGCAACAUUGUAUCCCUGCCCGGAGGCUCCAGCCGAUCGUCGCGAAAUGGCCAUGGGCGUAAUGACGCGAAUUGAAGAUCUCAAUACGGUUUUGGGCCAGACACAGGAUCAUCGUCAUCGCGUUUUGGUGGCAGCAGCCAAAAAUCUGAAAAAUUGGUUUGUCAAAGUUCGCAAAAUAAAGGCGAUUUAUCACACAUUGAACCUUUUCAAUUUGGAUGUAACUCAAAAAUGUUUAAUUGCCGAGUGUUGGGUGCCCGUAUUGGAUAUCGAGACGAUUCAAUUGGCUUUGCGUCGUGGUACCGAGCGAUCGGGUUCUUCUGUACCGCCUAUUUUAAAUCGCAUGCAGACAUUUGAAAAUCCCCCAACCUACAAUCGCACCAAUAAAUUUACCAAAGCAUUUCAAGCCCUCAUCGAUGCUUAUGGUGUAGCCACGUAUCGUGAAAUGAAUCCGGCUCCUUACACCAUAAUAACUUUUCCCUUUUUGUUUGCUGUCAUGUUCGGCGAUUUAGGCCAUGGCGCUAUUAUGGCCCUGUUUGGACUCUGGAUGAUACGUAAGGAGAAGGGCUUGGCUGCCCAGAAGACCGAUAAUGAAAUUUGGAACAUAUUCUUUGGUGGUCGUUACAUUAUUUUCCUCAUGGGUGUAUUCUCCAUGUACACGGGUCUCAUCUACAAUGACAUAUUCUCCAAGUCGUUGAAUAUAUUCGGCUCCCAUUGGGAGGUGCACUACAACAAGUCAACUGUUUUGGAGAAUAAAUAUUUGCAAUUGAAUCCAGAGACAAGUGAUUACUCUGGCACUCCGUAUCCCUUUGGCAUGGAUCCAAUAUGGCAGGUCGCAGGAGCAAACAAGAUUAUAUUCCAAAAUGCUUAUAAAAUGAAGAUUUCCAUUAUCUUUGGUGUGAUUCAUAUGAUUUUUGGCGUCACCAUGUCUUAUCAUAACCAUACCUAUUUUAAGAAUCGUUUGUCCUUGAUCUUUGAGUUCAUUCCACAGCUGAUUUUCUUGUUGUUUUUGUUCUUCUAUAUGGUUUUAUUGAUGUUCAUUAAAUGGAAUCGUUAUGCAGCUACAAAUUCCCCACCCUAUUCGGCUUCUUGUGCUCCUUCAAUUUUGAUCACUUUUAUUGACAUGGUUUUGUUCAAUACACCCAAACCACCACCGACGGGAUGUGAAGUAUACAUGUUUGGUGGACAACACUUCUUUCAAGUUGUUUUCGUUCUCAUAGCCUUGGCCUGUAUUCCUGUGAUGCUUUUGGGCAAGCCAUUACAAAUUAUGAAGCAGCGCAAAAAUCCCAAUGUUCAACCAAUUACUGGCAGUGAUGCUGAAGUUGGCAUGUCAAAUGGUCAGCCCGCUGGACAGGGUGGUGCAGCGCAUCAUGAAGAAGAGGAAAUGUCGGAAAUAUUCAUUCACCAAGGCAUCCAUACUAUUGAAUAUGUUUUGGGCUCUGUUUCACAUACGGCAUCCUAUUUGCGUUUGUGGGCUUUGUCAUUGGCUCAUGCUCAACUUGCUGAAGUCUUGUGGAAUAUGGUGUUAUCUAUUGGUUUGAAACAACAAGGUUGGUUCGGUGGAGUCAUGUUGACCAUUGUAUUUGCUUUCUGGGCCAUAUUAACAGUUGGCAUUUUGGUGCUUAUGGAAGGUUUAUCAGCAUUUUUGCACACUUUACGUUUACAUUGGGUUGAAUUCCAAAGCAAAUUUUACCAAGGCCAAGGUUAUGCAUUCCAACCAUUCUCCUUCGAUGCCAUCAUUGAGAAUGGAGGCGCUAGCGGCUCUACUGAAAAUGAGUAAAUUUAUAGAAAAAAAACACCGACAAAUAUUAACCAAAUCUAAAGAAUAUACCUUAUAUAAUACGGCAUACAUAUAUAUAUACACACAUAUAUAUUAAAAUAUUUAAACAAUCUUUGAGUCUCAUAUAUAAUCUUCAAUCUAAAUUGUUCAAAGAAUUUAUUAAACAUAAUUAAAAGGGAAUUUAGUAGUUUAAUUCAAGUAAAGAUACGCAAACUCUUAAAUAUUACAAUGUUUAAUUCGUAAAAAAUAAAAUGAGUAAUAAUAUAGCAAAAACAUAAAAAUAUAUAUAUACAAAUAUGUAGACAUAUAGUAUUUAUCUCCAAAUAAAUUUAUUAUUAUAUUAUACUAUAAAACAAAAAUCAUCUACAUCCAUACAUUCUGAUAUUUCCUGUAUUGUUUGCUAACAAAAGUGAAAACAUAAAUGAAGAAGAACAACAACAAACUCAUUCGAAAUUCAACAACAUUAACAUCAACAUCAAAGUAAUGUUGAGCUUAAUUCAAUGAAUGAAAAUUGCAUAGCAUGAGAUUAUUAAGGGUAAAAAACAGAUUAUUGUUAAACUUACAAUAUUUUUAAGUAAACACAACAAAGAUAUAUAUAUAUAUAUAUACAUAUAAUAUUCCAAACUAAGCCCUAUACAAAUAUAUUAUAUAAACAAAUCUACACAAUAGAUAUGAUGAAAUAAAAUAACAUUUUCCAUUCUUAACAAAAAAUAUACAAUUAAAAAAAAAAACUAAAAAAUAAACAGAAGAUUUAAACCAUAUUCUUAAACUUAAUAUUGCAACACCCUAUAAAUAUUAUUUAAUCAACUAAAAAAUUCAUUUGUUUAAAAUUACUCUUAUCAAAAACAUAAAUAUACACAAACAUAUAUCUAUGGUAAUUGUUUAAUAUUUCAUGACAUUGCACGUAUAAGAAAUACUUGGAAAAGAACGUAGUAAAUGUUGCUUUUCAAAAUGCUUUAAUAAUCUUAAAAAAAAAAAAAUAACAAAAAACACCGAUAACAAUCUAAAUAAAAUUUAUUGUAGCUGGGAAUCUAAGCAAUUCCAUUAAAAGCACAA
This is a messenger RNA of Stomoxys calcitrans (stable fly), 3913 nucleotides long. It is a transcript of the gene Vha100-1, whose product is annotated as V-type proton ATPase 116 kDa subunit a 1. The transcript has 11 exons. NCBI's taxonomy places the organism in Eukaryota, Metazoa, Arthropoda, Insecta, Diptera, Muscidae. Gene Ontology annotation, molecular function: proton-transporting ATPase activity, rotational mechanism; ATPase binding. The coding region runs from base 290 to 2857 and encodes 855 amino acids. Gene Ontology annotation, cellular component: vacuolar proton-transporting V-type ATPase complex; plasma membrane; vacuolar proton-transporting V-type ATPase, V0 domain. The record is from RefSeq and is a predicted model, not a curated record. Gene Ontology annotation, biological process: vacuolar acidification; proton transmembrane transport.